Molecule: messenger RNA, 3064 nt
Organism: Drosophila ananassae
Lineage: Eukaryota; Metazoa; Arthropoda; Insecta; Diptera; Drosophilidae
Gene: GCS1
Product: mannosyl-oligosaccharide glucosidase
Exons: 2
Coding region: 112-2661 (849 amino acids)
Biological process (GO): oligosaccharide metabolic process; protein N-linked glycosylation
Cellular component (GO): endoplasmic reticulum membrane
Molecular function (GO): Glc3Man9GlcNAc2 oligosaccharide glucosidase activity
Source: RefSeq, a predicted model, not a curated record
CGAUUCGUGGCCCUUUCAACCAUCUGGCAACCAUCGAGGAGCGAUGCGAAAAAAAACAACCGCUGAAAAUUGACUAAAAACUGCAAUAAAAUAGCGCUCAGAACCCGGAAAAUGGCCCGUAAUGCUGGCGGAGGAUCCUCGCGGGCGGGCAGCUCCUCCGGCUCCGCACCGUCCACCUCGACGGCCUCAGCAGCAGCAGCGGCGGCCGCAGCGGCAGCGGCAGCAGCAUCCCACAACUCCAAACAGAAAAAGGGAACCCGCUUCAGUUUGUCCCCCAAUCUGAUGCUGGACAAGUGGAAGACGGUGAUUGGAUGCGUCUGCCUGGUGAUUGCCUCGUACUUUGGCUAUCUGGGCUACCUGGAGACGCGCGUCAAUACGCCGUUCGACCACCAGAAGAUGGUGAUUGGCGCUGGUCUGGAGCAACCGGAUCGCUACUGGGGCUCCUACCGGCCUCUCACCUACUUCGGCCUGAAGACUAGGGAUCCCCACUCCCUGGUCAUGGGUCUGAUGUGGUAUACGCCCAGUAAUCUGGGUCCUGGCGGCCAUGGCAUCCGUCAUUGGUGCGAGCAGGGCGACAAUCUGGACUCCUACGGCUGGACGCAUCACGAUGGCCGGAGUUUCGGUGUCCAGGAGAUCCAGGACCUGCCCUUCGAACUGAAAACCUCCUUCGUCAAGUACCCGGAGGACAAGCAGUUUGGCGGCGACUGGACCGCCCGGAUAUCUGUGAGGAACACCACCCGGGCCUGGGACAAGAGCAUCUCCCUCAUUUGGUAUGUGGCGCUGGACGAACGCACGCUGGGCCACAUCAAGUACGUGUCGGAUGACAAGAGCCCGGAGCCGGGUGUUUAUGGCGAGACCCAGGGACUGGGGGAGUUCCAGGUGCGAUUCCAUGCCGUCAAGGGCAAGAUCCUGCACAAAUCGUAUCUGAGCACGGUGGCGCCGUCGCUGAGCAAGCUGAAGGACACGCUCUUCUCGCACUUCCGCGCCUUUGCCGACAAGCGGGGCAACCGGUUCAUCGGCCUGCCCGGCGAAAUAGUCUCCCAGAACGGGCUGCCGUCGUCGAAUCCGGAACCGAACUUUAUCGCCAUCCAGAUUACGGCGGAGGUGGACUUCACCCUGGACAUAACCUAUCAGUCCACGUCGGGCUUCUCGCUGGGCGAGUCCAUACCCAAGCCGCCGACUGGCCGGGCGUACCAGGACUCGUUGCAGGCCAAGAUCACGGAGUUCGAGCGUCGCUUCGAGGACCGUUUCCAGCUGAAGAAGAAGGGUCAUUCGCCGGAGGAGGUACGAUUCGCCCGGAACGCUCUCAGCAACAUGCUGGGCGGCAUCGGCUACUUCUACGGCUCCAGUCGAGUGCAGUCGGUCCACACGAAGAAUCCGGUUCCGUACUGGAAGGCGCCACUCUACACGGCUGUGCCGUCGCGCAGUUUCUUUCCACGUGGCUUUCUGUGGGACGAGGGCUUCCACGGCCUGUUGAUCAGCGCCUGGGACGUGGACAUUGAGCUGGACAUCAUCUGUCACUGGUUCGAUCUGUUGAACGUCGAAGGAUGGAUACCCCGCGAGCAGAUCCUGGGCGUGGAGGCGCUGGCCAAGGUGCCAGAGGAGUUUGUCACCCAGCGGAACAGUAACGCCAAUCCGCCAACGUUCUUCCUCACGCUGAGGAAGCUCCUCACCAGCCACCGGGCGGAGUUGUCGCAAAAGGGUCGUCUGGCCAUCCUGGAGCGCCUCUAUCCUAGAGUUCAGGCCUGGUUCAAUUGGUACAACACCACGCAACGAGGCGAAGUCUUGGGAACGUACUUGUGGCGCGGCCGGAAUGCCACCACGCAGCGGGAACUGAACCCGAAGAGCUUGUCCUCUGGACUGGAUGACUAUCCGAGAGCGUCGCAUCCCACGGAUCGGGAACGCCAUCUGGAUCUGCGCUGUUGGAUCGCCUUGGCCGCCAGUGUGAUGGCCGAGCUGUCCAGUAUCCUGGGCAAGGACGAUGCCAAGUACUAUGAGACCGCCUCCUUCCUAACCGACAAUGAGCAGCUGAACCGUCUCCACUUGGCGCCGUACAGCGAUCAGUACGCCGACUGGGGCCUCCACACGGAUCAGGUGAAGUUGAAACGUCCGCCGGCACUGACCCCGAAGAACCAGCACCACAACUACCAGCAGCCGGAAAUGGUACGGGUGGCGGGCGAGGAGCCGAGCUAUCAGUUUGUGGACACCACCUUCGGCUAUGUGAACCUGUUUCCCCUGCUGCUCGAGCAGCUGGACCACGACUCACCGCAUCUGACCAAGAUGCUGCACGAUCUCCGGGAUCCGGAGCAGCUGUGGACCAACUACGGCCUCCGGUCGCUGUCGAAGAAGUCGCCCCUGUACAUGAAACGCAACACGGAACACGAUCCGCCCUAUUGGCGCGGCCCCAUCUGGAUCAAUAUCAACUACUUGGCGGCCAAGGCACUGCAUCAUUAUGGCAACAUCGAGGGACCCAAUGCCGCCUUGGCACGGGAGAUAUAUGGCGAGCUGAGGGACAACCUGGUGGGGAAUAUCUUCAAGCAGUACAAGAAGAGCGGCUACCUGUGGGAGCAGUACGAUGACACCACUGGCGAGGGCAAGGGCUGCAAUGUCUUCACGGGAUGGACGGCCUCGGUGGUGCUACUCAUGGCCGAGCACUACUGAGUUCGGGCACUUCUGAGUGCUCUCUUCCACGACCUCCUCCUUCGAUCAAUCUGCUGUGAGUUCCUCAUCGAACAUCCCUGCGCCUGGAUUCCUAACAAAAAAAAAAAACUAAUAACGAUCUAUAUUGUGAAUAGGAUAGUUUCUUAAAAAAAAAAAAAAGAAAACCAAAGUCUUCAGUAAUAUUGGUUUAACGAAUGACAAUUGAAACAAUAGUGGUUUUAUGAUUUCAUCUUAAAUUGUAGCUUAUAUUGUAUAUUAUUUAACCAAUAGUACCAUUAAUUUAUUGAAGAUCUUUUAUGUUAAGUUAUUGCAAUAGAAGCCGGCUUAAAUGUAGAGUCUAUUACUUUCAAAGUUUAAAGCUUAAAUACAUAUAUUUCCUUGCCAAAAGUGAAAGAUUCAACUA